Molecule: messenger RNA, 687 nt
Organism: Vigna radiata var. radiata (mung bean)
Lineage: Eukaryota; Viridiplantae; Streptophyta; Magnoliopsida; Fabales; Fabaceae
Product: 60S ribosomal protein L36-3
Exons: 4
Coding region: 139-471 (110 amino acids)
Biological process (GO): cytoplasmic translation
Cellular component (GO): cytosolic large ribosomal subunit; ribosome
Molecular function (GO): structural constituent of ribosome
Source: RefSeq, a predicted model, not a curated record
GGCACAUAUGUAAUCUUAUAAUGGUCCAUGUCCAAUUUGAGCCUCUUGUAUAAAGCCCUAAAGAGAUUCACGAAGAACCCUAGUUUCCUCUUUCACCGCAGAUUCUGAAGCCUCCAAGCAGGAAGAUAGAACAGGAAGAUGGCUCCCAAACCACCCAGUACGGGUUUAUUUGUUGGGUUGAACAAGGGUCACAUCCUUACCAAGAAGGAGUUGCCCCCACGGCCCUCCGAUCGCAAAGGGAAAACCAGCAAAAGGGUGCACUUUGUGAGGAACCUCAUCAGAGAGGUUGCUGGUUUUGCACCUUAUGAAAAGCGUAUAACUGAGUUACUCAAGGUGGGAAAAGAUAAGAGGGCACUCAAGGUUGCUAAGAGAAAGCUUGGAACCCAUAAACGUGCUAAGAAGAAGAGAGAAGAGAUGUCUAAUGUUCUCAGGAAGAUGAGGGCUGGUGGAGCUGGAGACAAGAAGAAAUAGGUCUUAUUUGUUCUUUACAAGUUUGGCUAGAUGCAUUUAUGUUUUUGGGGAACGAGAUGUCUUACUUUUGUUGAGAUUCAGUUGAAUUAGUUCAAGAUUUUGCUUUGACAAAUGUUUUAUUUAAUCGAGACAGGAUUUAUUGAAAAUAGUACAAUUGGCUUCUUUUAUUGUUUUACUACAAAUGCAAGAGAUAAUAUCAUUUUACUUUCUAGUGAA